GCCGGGCUCGGGAUUCGCUGCCCGGGAGCAGGAGGCGGUGUGCGGGGAAUGUCACUCUGCGGCUGCGGCUGUACGUUAGAUCCCCGCACUGGAUGCGGCCCCGCAGGUCCCCGCUGACAGGAUGAGGACGCCCCGUUAUGUGGCGCUGUGAUUCCACCGUGUGACUCACCGACACCGGCUGCAGCCCGGGGCCUCCUCCCCACAAGAUGUCAGCCAGGACGCCAUUGCCGACCGUCAACGAGCGGGACACCGAGAAUCACACAUCAGUGGACGGCUACCCAGAGCCACACAUUCCUCCUACUAAAUCAAGCAGCAGACAGAGUCUCCCACGAUGCCGCAAUUCCAUUGCCUCCACCACUGACGAGCAGCCGCACAUUGGAAACUACCGCCUGCUGAAGACAAUUGGUAAAGGGAACUUCGCCAAGGUGAAACUGGCCAGACAUGUCCUCACGGGGAGAGAGUUGUUUCGGGAAGUCAGAAUAAUGAAGAUCUUAAGUCACCCAAAUAUUGUAAAACUGUUUGAAGUCAUUGAAACUGAGAAGACCUUAUACUUGAUAAUGGAGUAUGCUAGUGGAGGAGAAGUGUUUGAUUAUUUAGUGGCCCACGGAAGGAUGAAAGAAAAGGAGGCCCGGGCGAAAUUUAGGCAGAUCGUGUCGGCAGUGCAGUAUUGUCAUCAGAAGUGUAUCGUGCAUCGAGAUUUAAAGGCGGAAAACCUUCUUCUCGAUGCCGACAUGAAUAUUAAAAUAGCAGAUUUUGGAUUCAGCAAUGAAUUUACCAUUGGCAACAAGCUGGAUACGUUUUGUGGUAGCCCACCAUAUGCCGCCCCGGAGCUCUUCCAGGGGAAGAAGUAUGAUGGUCCGGAGGUGGACGUGUGGAGUCUCGGAGUCAUCCUCUAUACUUUAGUGAGCGGGUCAUUACCCUUCGAUGGACAGAAUUUAAAGGAAUUGCGGGAGCGAGUUUUACGAGGAAAGUAUCGUAUACCUUUCUAUAUGUCCACAGACUGUGAAAACCUGCUAAAAAAGCUGCUUGUGCUGACAGACUGUGAAAACCUGCUAAAAAAGCUGCUUGUGCUGAACCCAGUGAAACGCGGCAGCUUAGACCAAAUCAUGAAAGAUCGGUGGAUGAAUGUUGGCUAUGAAGACGAUGAGCUAAAGCCGUACACUGAGCCUGAGCCAGAUAACAGUGAUACGAAGAGGAUAGAUAUUAUGGUCACAAUGGGAUUUUCAAGAGAAGAAAUUAGUGACGCUGUAAGUAACCAGAAAUAUGACGAAGUGAUGGCCACUUACCUACUUCUGGGUAGAAAGCCGCCUGAGAAUAGCCUGUUUCCUGGCAGUGGGAUGACGAGAAGAAACACAUACGUAUGUGAACGCACUACUGAUAGACUCAAUGCUGUACAGAAUGGAAAAGACAGCAGCUUAACAGAGAUGUCUGCAGGUUCUGCGGUCCCAAGCACACGCCCUCGUCACCAGAAGUCCAUGUCCGCAUCAGGACAUCCAAUUAAAGUCACCUUGCCUACUAUCAAAGAUGGUACUGAAGGGUUCCGCCCGAGCAGCGCGAACCAGAGAGUACCGGCCACCUCCCCCUCCGCUCACAGUAUUAGUACUACUACCCCAGACCGCACUCGCUUCCCUCGCGGAAGUACCAGCCGAAGCACUUUCCACGGAGAGCAGCUCAGGGAUCGGCGCACAGCUACUUAUAAUGGACCACCCGCAUCUCCUGCCCACGAGUCCAGUCAGUUCUCUCAUAGUAGGAGAGGAACCUCCACUGGUAUUAUCAGCAAGAUUACCUCCAAGUUUGUACGAAGGGAUCCAAGUGAAGGUGAAGCAAGUGUCAGAACAGAGACCUCAAGGAGCACAUCUGGAGAACCGAAAGAGAGGGAAAGAGAAGACACAAAAGAUUCAAAGCCCCGUUCACUCCGCUUUACGUGGAGCAUGAAGACCACUAGUUCUAUGGACCCCAACGAUAUGAUGAAAGAGAUUCGUAAAGUCCUGGACACCAACAACUGCGAUUAUGAGCAGAAAGAGCGGUUCCUGCUCUUCUGCGUACAUGGGGAUGCGCGACAGGACAGUCUUGUACAGUGGGAAAUGGAAGUGUGCAAACUGCCUCGUCUGUCCCUUAAUGGGGUACGCUUCAAGAGAAUAUCUGGGACCUCCAUCGCCUUCAAAAACAUUGCGUCCAAGAUUGCGAAUGAACUCAAACUGUGACCUCAACAAGUUGGAGAAUGUUCCACAUGACAUUCAGUGUCGGAAUGUGCUGCGGAGCCUGUCGCUGCCAGGAUGUAGCCUGUAAUGGGCACGCACGUCUUGCCCGCAAUCCAGCGUACAUUGUACCGUACGCAGCGAGUCCUAUGGAACAUUCACGUCUCAGUCUAUGUGGAUAGAAUUGUACAAUAGAGAAGCAGAUCUUGUAUAGCUGGGUUUAGUUACUGUACAGAGGUCUGUGUUCCGUGUUUUGUUGCAAUGAUCACAUUUGUCCUCAUGGUUUUAUUUUUUCUGCAAAACACAUCAGAACGUUUUUCUUUCUGUAGAGCGGAUUAUUCAUCAUGGCGGCAGUAUGUUCCGUCCUGGUGGUGGCUGUUCCAGUAACCGUUCUAUUAGCAGCACUGACUGCAAUAAAGAUCAAUGGGGCAUUAGAUGACACCCCAGUAACCCCCAAAUGUUCCGGCAGCUUUACAGGGGAGAUGUUUACAGUGUUGAAAUGAGUAUAUUUAAUACACAGAACAUGAAUGGCGUUGUGCCAGCUAGGCUCUGGAACCGGGAGCUCCUUGCGCUCCCAGGGUGAUGUUCUAGGAUGGAGGGUGUAACUGUGGUUUUCCUUAUGAGAACAUCACAUAUUGAAUUCUAACUUUCAGUUGUCUAAAACUUACAGCCAGUUUCAUUUGUUGCAGAGAUCGCUGCAUUGUAUAUUACACUUUUUAGAGAUCUCCAGAACAUUUACCUGUCUCUGGAGGAGUUUCCGAUAGCGGCUCGAUGUGCCGUUCUGGAGGCCAGAACCAUUGCACCCCGUAGACGUGCUCAGAGAAUGCAGCCAUAGGCUGGAUGUCCGGCACCUCAUCGACGCUUAUUGAAUCCUGUUGCAAUGUAUUUCUUACUUAGAAAACAGGAAUUAAAUGUUUCGGCAUCUUAAUUCCUGAACUCCUACGUUUCCGGCCAGUAGCCUCUAGAAAUCUGUUCCUGGUCAUCGCACCACUGGUGAGAUUAUGGAUAUGAGCGAUGGUGGCUGGUGCCCUUGGAGUAAUGCCAUGUAACCCCUGCACGGACUGUAUCUCCCCUUUAUCCCCUAACAUUUACUGACCUGCUAGAAUAUCUGUUAUAAGGUGAAUAAAUGGGCGAUGCUGGGAGAGCACCGACAAGUGCCACGCCUCAAACAACAUCAUACAAUUGUGCAUACACCUAUAUAACAGUAAUAGAUUCAGCAGCCCAGGGGCUCUGAGGAUGUGCAUACACCUAUAUAACAGUAAUAGAUUCAGCAGCCCAGGGGCUCUGAGGAUGUGCAUACACCUAUAUAACAGUAAUAGAUUCAGCAGCCCAGGGGCUCUGAGGAUGUGCGGACACCUCAUCGCUUGCAGUUUCUAAUGCUAAAAUGCUGCUGCACAAGCAGGAGAGUAGAUGAAUUACUUGGCGUAUAUUACACUGUUACCUAGAGUGUGAGAUUGUUGGUGUUCAGGGUGUGACAUUUACACCGGGUGUAGUUGGUGAUAUGAAUUCUCCUAAUUCCUGCCGUGUAAGAUGAUGAUGGACUGAGCCCUCCUUGAAUGAUUUGCCUGGUAUUAUAGACAAGAUGUCUCCCUAGCAACACUGGGUCCUUUUACUUAAUGAUUGCAGGGUAGAGUAAAAGUAGUAUCAAAUAAACCACAUAAAAAUGAGAUGAGUAAUACGGGUCUCUCUGUGCCCCCGGCCUUAGGGGCCUAUGGGGGAGUGGAUUUUUGCAUAGCAAGGCUGCGAUCGCUUGUGCAGCCGAGCUAUGCAAAAACAUUUUGUACAGUUUCUAAGUAGGUCUGGACUUACCCACUGCGAUGACGUCAGUGUCACACGCCCCGGAAUUGAAGUCAGACAUCCGCCCACCAAACGCCGGGACACGCCUGCGUUUGGAUCUCCACUCCCCAAAAACGGUCAGUUGAUGCCCCGAAACGCCUUCCUCCUGUCAAUCACGGUGCGAUCGCGGCAGUGAUCGUUUUCUUCUUUAAUUCAGUCGCUGCCCGGUGUUCCUCAUCGCCGGGCAGCGACGCACCUGCGCAUUUGCGGCCGCUGUGCAUGCGCAUUCCGGACCCAUUCGCACGGCUUCGAAAAAAAGCAACAUGCGAACGGGUCUGAAUGACCCCCUUAGACAAGAGCUUAGGUUGCCUAAUGGAUGGCUCAGCUCUGCGUGGCUUGCACACCGUGGAGACAUAACGUUCAUUAUAGCAAUUCAUUAGGGACGGGUGAGCUCGCUGAAGAUGUCUCAGUUCUGUGACCGGUUUCUAGGAUGUAUUGUUAUGAUUGUUUGUGGGGGAUCUGUACCCCAAUACCCAGCAAGCUAAAACACUAAUUGUUGCCUCUGUAUUGUAAAUGACACGUCUGGUCGCCAUUCAGCCAAGUCCUGGCCUAGGCACACCAUAGAGGAAGGAAUAGUGGUGUUUCCCAUAGCAACUAAUCAGACCGUUACUUUUCUACUAUAGUUUACAAAAUGAAAGCCAAUUUAUUAUUGGUUCUUGCUUCACGUUCUGAGUACGGAGUCUUAGUGAGGCGUCUGCAGAAGUUGCCGCAUUUGAGCUCAGAACCUGAUACUGAUAAGACAUACACGACGCAUUGCGUUCAGAAACUGUAAGGAAUGUGUAUGGACACCCGGCGUUAGCGACAAGCGGGUGUGGAAAUGCUGCCUCAGCAGUGGUAGUAAUAAGUAUUCAUGGUAUUAUUAUUAAACAUAACCUUGUAUUUGGGCGUAAUAAAUGGUCCUAUUAUUAUAUCACUCCUACCAAGUAUUCUAAAAUACUUCACACAAAAGAAAUAACAUGAACAGAAACUUUCAUUAGUAGCGCAGUAGUAUUUAGUAGAAGUAAUGCAUUGAAAACAAUAUAUAGCAAUAACAACAGUUAAUGAACACAUAAGAAUCACAUAGAAGUUACUGUUCUAGAGUUCCAGGACAUAUAGGGCGGGAUGUACUAAAGGAAAAAUGUGGUAACCCCCGAAAACGGGGGUUUUACUGUGUUUUCAAAUUUACUAAGACCCUACAGACGGUUUUUCGCCGUGCAGGGUGUCACCAUCUCUGCAGGUGUGCUCAGUCCUACGAGAAGCCGGAUGGAUGUUAUUUCUUAUUAAUAAACAUGGAAGUCGCAUAUUCCAUUUAUAAUUUAAUUCAUUAUAGAUUUAAAAUUGAAAUUAAAUACAAACAUCUAAAAAGGAAAUCUUCCUCAAUUAGUGUAAGUGGAAAUAGAAGUCUGGAACUCAUUUAAAAUGGCCUCAAAGUAAUAAAUGAAAUUGGUAAGCUGGGGGGGGCUCUGUGCCGUCCUGUACGUGCCGGUCCAAACACCCGUGAUGUCAGACCUAGGUGGUGACAGAUAGCGAGUACUGUAUACCACCAGUGAUAGCGGAUAUAGGGGGUUAUCUGCAAUCCGUUCUUUUGCGUGCUGCGGGCCGCCCAUUGUGGUUGCAGCAAUUGUGGACGACCCCUUGCAGCUAGGCUGCGUAUGCAGGAGGUCCACCACCAUUUUUUUGAAUGGAGCGGCUGCGUGUGACAUCACACAGUCUCCCCGAAAACUGCUGCCAGCCCGCCCCCAUUUUCCCCGCUCCGUUGCCGCCUCCUAACCCUGUUAAUCAGGCAGAGGCGUUCCACAUCGCAUUCGGCGGCCGCGCUCAUGGUUAUUAGCGAUGUGACCUGAAUAACCCCCAUUAUAGUCAGUCUGGGUGAUACUAUGGACUGUGACCUAUUACUCUGUGACGUCAUACAAAGCGUCUUCACAAUAUCAUAACGUUUUAUCACUCAGAGAUAAGUGUACAACUACUUACAGAUAUAAUAAGACCUAUAAUCUCUGAACCAACAAAUGGAGUAAAACAUAUAAAAGUCACACAUAUAGCGUAAUAAAAUACUUCCCGUCUCAUUAUAAAAGGAGUCUUGCCUGAGGACGCAGGGCGCCUGCUGGGAGCAGUGUCGUAUCACAGCCACCAUUCAGAAAGGGAGAUUGGUUUUAUUUUCUGAUUUAAGACAUUUUAUAUAUAUAUAAGUGACUACCUAGUUGUAAGCUAUUUUGCUAUGUUGUGUAUGAUUUUGAGACGUUUCAUUUGUCCAGAGUUUAUAUGAUAUUAUUCUUUUACCAGUAGCUCCCGGACUUGAGUGUUGUCAGGUUUGUGAUUGAUUCGUUCAGUCCACUAUCAUUAGUCCUAUACUCCGUUUACCUUUAGUAAAGCUUUCUAUACCGGGACACACAGAAUAAGUUACACGGGUUCUGUGGCUGCUUGAAACCAGAUGAAAUGCAGCCUUGAAGUCAGCUAGCCACAGAACCUGUGUAAUUCAUGAGGUCCAGGUUUAGGGAUAGUACUGGGAAUACGUUCCUUUUAAUAAGGUUUAUUACAGGGUAGAUAUAACAUGGUUGACCCCGCAGGGAUGACUGUACAUGGUGAAAGAUAGCCGUCUCUCUGCAUAUGAUGCCCGCUCUGUAAGUAAAUGUUACCUUAGUACAUCUGACUUCCAGAGAGGAUCAAUGAAAUGCUUCCCCUGAGGUUUGCAGCCUAAUCUCCAAUAUCUUCUUAUUACUGUUUAUCUGGGUAUUCAGCGCAUUAUAAACGUAUAAAACACGGAGAGGGAGUGGAUAAUACAGGGAAUAUAAUAGCAGGCACCACCCCAGGAGCUUACAGUCCAGUAGUGUCUGUCUUGUGACGCUCUAAUGAUGUUCGUGUUGUUUUAGUGAAUCCUCUUCUGGCAGCUCAGUCUGGUCGGGUGCUCACUUCUACACCAGUCUGUCUCCUCCGCCUCAGGUCCCUCUGAAUGAAUACAUUGAUCCCGUCUCCCAGUACGCGGCCUGUUGGGAACCGAUGAGAUAAGCCGGUUCCAGAGUCUUUUAUAGUACAGGUGAUAUUCACUUUGUUGUGGAGCAUUUUGGGGUAAAGUUUAAGAUGGCGAACCUGGAGGUUUCCGCCGUCUCCACGUCCGUUCUUCAGAUGUAGCAGCGCUAUGUCUGUACAAGUGAUAAUGCCAUUUUUUGGUUAUUUAGCUCUUUAAAUAAUCCUCUUUUAUCCAAUGUGCAGUUUAUGAAUAAAUUAUAAUAUUUAAAGUUUUUCUGUGGAAGCAGCCAUAUUAAACCAAUUAGUUCACUCGUAACCGUGGAUAGUGCGCGCAUGAGCCACAAAGGUACACGCUAAUAUUUAGAAAUGUGGUUUUCAAGGGACCACUGAAGACUUGCUGAGCUUCAGACAGAAUCUGUAUAUCGGCUGCAGUCGCUACAAUCUGUCUCUUCCUGCUUGUUAGAAUACAGAGGGAAUUCUGCAGUGGAAGGGUUAAUUUAUUACCUCUGGGCAGGGCCUGUGAGGAGUCGCACAGAAAGGUCUGGAAUGAGCACAUAUUGAUUUUUCAGUCACAUAUGGUUGUAGAUUAUUGUGUUGAUCACCGCAUCACUAACCUGCCUGACCCCCCCCCCCCCCCCCUGCAUAUUUAUUCCAACUCCUCAUGCUUGUAAUGUGCUGAUUUCUAAUAAAGGCAAUUGCCUGAAAUAUAAAUAUAUAUAAAUAUAUACACUUAUUUUAUUUUUACCUUUUUUUUGGAAUUAGUACAAAAAAAGAAGAAGAAAAAAACCCCUAGCGCUGGUAAAUUUUACUCCCAUGUUAUUUUGUACUGAAGUGACCUGUUAGAGGUUGAUUGUGCAAUGUUAUUUAAUGUUGUAUUGAUUGUAAGCAUCAGCGCGCACUCAUCAGAGAAUGUCACAAGCUGUUUUUUAUUUUCUUUUAUAUUUUCUUUGUUAAAAACACAACAGAAGCUGUGAGCAAUUUAUUGUUUGUUUUUUAUUGCUGUUUUUUGUGUUCGUAGUUGCCGUUAAUUUCUGCGAUGGUUUCCUGACGGAAUGGACAAGUACGGUGUGGCGUAGCUUUAUUUUGUAAUGUUUCCAUCUGAAAUGGAUUUGUAUUGUUGCCUUAGACUCAAAAGGAAAAAAGUGAUUUAAAAACCAAUAAAUACAAUUCUAGGCCCUUU
Molecule: messenger RNA, 8157 nt
Organism: Pseudophryne corroboree (corroboree frog)
Lineage: Eukaryota; Metazoa; Chordata; Amphibia; Anura; Myobatrachidae
Gene: MARK1
Product: microtubule affinity regulating kinase 1
Exons: 15
Coding region: 207-2204 (665 amino acids)
Biological process (GO): microtubule cytoskeleton organization; intracellular signal transduction; protein phosphorylation
Cellular component (GO): cytoplasm
Molecular function (GO): protein serine/threonine kinase activity; ATP binding; tau-protein kinase activity
Source: RefSeq, a predicted model, not a curated record